AGUAACGCACUUGAUAAAAUAGAAGAUGGUGCUUAUAAGAGUAAGAACGCUUGGUUUUGGGCUUUGAGCCCGGCAUAGUAGUGUUCCUCAGACGGUGUUCCCCCUGCGCGCCCACCCCACCUUCACCCCUGCUGCCUCGUCGCCACGCACUGUACUGCAGAGCCCGGUGCUUGGCUCCGGCCCCUGGCAGCCGUCCAUGCCAGCGGAGGAGGUCCUGGCCAGCGGCCGGCAGGAGGUCAGCUCGCGUGUCGAGGCGUUCUGCCACGACCGCCUGGCGCUGUGUUCCUUCGCGCUGCACCACCGCGCCACCGACGCGCGCGUGCAGUUCGGAGGCCACCAUCACAGCAGCGGCGCCGCGGCUGCAGUGGCAGGCGCAGACACACAUGCGGUCGCCUGCAUCACGGAGCAUGCGGAGGACUUCCUUCAUGAAUACAUAUCGGUGGCGGCGCGCCGGAAGGAAGUGCCGCUGCAGCUGAUGACGACGGCGGAGGGAGCCGCCGCCGCCGCUGCCGCCGCCGCCGCAGCAGCAGCAGCAGCCGGGGCCCCUGCCGCUGACGGCAACAAUACUGCUGCUCUUGCUGCCACGGACAGUGCGAGUGCUGCUGCCGCCGCCGCCGUGCCACCGCUGGUCUGUGACGGCUACGCCGGCAGCGCUGGAGUCCAAGAGCAGCAGCCUUUGCAGCCCUCACCGCUGUCAACAACUACUGCUGCUGUGCAUGCGCGGCCUCUGCUGCUGCUGAGUCAGCUGGCGAACGGGGUCGAUCCCGCCUCCACAUCCUUCGCCUCCCGCCGCCAUGAGAGCCUGCUGAUGGCGACGGCGGGCAUCGGCAGUGCCGCCCCCGGCGCAAGCGCCGGCACCGGCAGCGCCCGUGGGGCCAGCCGCAGCCUGGAUGAUGAGGGCUCCCGCGCAGCGACUGGCGGCAGCGGCCCCAACAGCUGCAGCAGCGUGGGCAGCAGCUACCGCCGCGCGCGCUGCUCCACAACCGGCGAGGAUGCAUUGCUCUGCUUGACGAAGCCGCUGCUGCUGGUUUCGGAGCAGCAGCGGCUGCUGGUCGGAUUCAGCAAGGGCCCAAUGAGUAGCCCCAUGCUGCUCUCCAACCACUCAGCAGGUUACAGCUCUGGUGGCGGCGCGGCCACGGACGCAUGCUGCAGCCCGGUUUGCCCUCCUGAGCUGCUGUCCCAGUCGCUGCCAACGCAAAGCAAUGACAUGGCUGGCAGUGCUUCGGCCGCGUCCCGCGGUUCGACUCCGGCGGCCGGCGGGCGUUGGUCGAGUGCCGCCGUGCCGCGGGCUUCCGCGCUGCGGCCUGCUGGCGGGGCGGCCAAGGCGGCGGCGGCGGCGGCAGCCGCAGCCCUGCAGCGCCGCGUGGUGGAUCGCCACGCGAGCCCUAGCAUGACUGCGGGCUGCGACAGCCGCAGCGGCCAGCCGCAGGCAAAUGCCGCUGCUGCCGACCCAGCGGCGACCUGCUGCCCGCACCCCCCUGUGUGCCUCGCCGGCCUGCCCGCCGCAGCCUUCCACGCGCCCUACCAACCAAGCCCGCACCCGUGCUCCACCAGCAGCAGCAACAGUCCCACCGCUGCAGCUAGAGCAGCUACUGCCGAUGACAGCGCCAGCCUGGUUCGCCUCCGCAAUGCCUGGCAGCAGCUGCCAAGCGCCGACCGAGCGGCCAGCCCUAUGUCAGGCGCUGUCUGUGUAGGCGGCGGCGGGCUUAAAGGCCGGCCCGGCGGCGGCGGCAGCCUAGGCAGUAAUGCGUGCGGCGGCAGUACUGCGUGCGGCGGCAGUGGCGAUCAGCUGGGCGGCGCCGCGUGGGAUCAAGUUGCGGCGGUGUUGGCGGCGGCGGCGCUGCCGACGGCGGAGGCGCCAGCAGGCCCACACCUGUCAGCUGCUCCAUCCCCGCCACUAGCAGUAGCACAGGCCGACCGGCAGCAGCCUCUCCGCAGCAGCCUAUACCUCGCGGCCUAUGGUCCUGCUGGGUGCAUCGGCGGCGGCAUACUUGCCACGGCGGCGGGCGGGCACGACGGCGGAGCGGUGGUAAGGGAUGGCGUGUGGUCGGGGCACGCGAGCCGCGGUGAGCCAGGUUUUGCUGCGGAAGACGCGGAAGCGCAGAGCCGCCGGCGCCAGCAGCAGAGGCGGCGACGGCGGCAGGAGGUGGAUGGCAGUGGGGAUGAGGGCGGCGGGCCUGAACGCGGCGUGGAGGAGGAGGACGAGGAGGAGGAGGGGGAGGAGGCUGGCAGAGGGGGCAAUGUUGAGCAAGGCUCACCAGCAGCAGCUAGCAGCAAGAAAGACGGUGGUAGCAGAGGCAGCGGCAAACACCCGGAUGGUGGCAGCGGGCGGUUGCUUAUGGAGGAGGGCGGCAGGGUGGUGGAGACCAGUUGGCGCAGCUUCAGUAAGGGCGUGGCGGCGCUGCGUGCGGCGGCGGCGGCUAUAGGAGGCGUGGGCGCCAUUGCCGGCCGGACCAGCAUGCGGUUCAGCCGCGAUGAAGCCACCGAGGCCGCCACUGUUGUGGGUGUGGCCGCGGCUGCGGCAGCGGUUGCGGGCGGCACCGGUGAGUCGGCGAAGUCGGCAGUGGGAUGGGUGGGGAAGGCGGCGGUGUCUUCCUCGCCGCCGACACCCGCGGUGGGGCCCGGCACUCAGAUGCUGCUGAUGAGCCGGAGGUCGCGGCGCGCCUCCAACACCGUGCUGCCGUACCCCUAUGACCAACAGACGCGCGCGCUGCUGGUGCGCCCUGGCGAGCCUGCCGCUGACAGCAGCGGCAACAGCCCUGCUGCUAGCGCAGGCGGCGCUGCGGCCUCUGCUAGCCCCUCCGGCCCGCCCCCCAAGUCCAACUCGUCAUCUACACCCCAGGCGCAGCUUGCGGCGAUGCUGGAAACCAUUCGCCCGGCCUCGCCGGCACCCGCUGCCGCCGCCGCCGCCGCCACUGGCCGGCUGCCCCCGCCGCCGGCGCGGACUCGUACACGACGGGCGUCACUCGACGAGUCCUGGCUUGCUGCUAGCCUGCGGGAGCCGACCCGGGAUGUUGCCGAAGGAUCAACAACAGAAGGGUUUGGGGCCGCCGCUGGCGGGGCUGCUGGCGGCGCCGCUGGCGGGGUUGUCGGGGCCACUGGGGCGGUGGCGUUGGGCGGCAGUGGACGUGCGGAGCAGCAGGCCAGCAGGGCGCAGGGCCUAUCGCCCUCGCUUCAUGCGCCUGCUGCAGCGGGGCUGCUCCAUCCGGCGCCGCGGCGGGGCAGCCUCGACAUCACGCGAAGCGCUGGCGGCCCUGGCAGCCCGGCGCCGCCUGCUGCUGGUGCUGCCGCUGCUGGUGGUGCCGGUGCUACUGCCAUGAGGACGUGGGAGCGCCGGCCCCAGCCACACCACACGGCUGUAGCGCCCGUGGCGGCUGUAGCAUCGAGCCCUUCUUCGCCGCAAUCACGGCUGCCUUCACUGUCCGCACUGACGUCGUCUCGGGUGCCGGCAGGAGGCGCCGGCGGCAGUCCUGCAACUACUGCACCGCCUGCGGCAACGGAGACGACAGCGGGGUUGGCAGGGGGUGCCAUGGGUGCUGUGGGUGAUGGCGCCGCGUCUCCGCCUGCAGCAGCCAAGCAGGGUGCCUUUAAUAGAUUUGUGCACAGCCUGACUCACGUGCUGCAAAAGCCACGUGGCGGAAAGCAUCAUUAAUAAAGAAUGUCACGGAGCAGGAUGGCACUGAGGCUUACAUGCACGGGUGACUGGCACGUACAUAUUCAAAGUGCUCGUUACCGCUUACAUUCAUGAUUUAUCUCAUUAAUCAGUUGAAAUGCAUAAUCAGGGCAUGUGCAAGGCAUUUCCUAUCGACACGGUUACUGGUCGGGUGGUCCGGUGUGUUUGUGAAGGCUGGGCAACCUAUGUACAUGGCUUCAUGGCUGACCUGAUUCAUGCGGCUCGCAUUCCAUCUUGACUCCGGUUGCAACCUCCCCUGGCUGCAACGUAUACCGUAUCAAUACUGAUUGCGCCUGUUUGUGCUGUGUGUCUUACUGUCUUUGCUUGGCUUGUGCAGUUACAAUCCGGGAUUCCGCGGGCGUCUGGUAUGACGGUCACACACCCAUUAGGCCAUUACCCAUACUUUGUUUCCUAGCACAUACAUUUAUCCGUGCACUGGGCUGUUAUGAGUGCCCGGGCGCUGUGUGCAAAUGAAGUGCGGGCAUGUCCGAGCAUCCGCGCCACAAGCUCUUCAUUCAUUUGUACGGCGUAACAUUCUUGCAUUGCUAGGCCGUCUAGGCGCGCCAAGGCGUGGCCCUGGGCGCGUCCACAUUUGGCCUUGUGUGUAUGCCUGUGUCCCAAGAGUGCGGGAAAACGCCACAGGCCGUUAUGGCCAUGGAGUCCUUGCAACCAAACCUCUCUCUUUCGGUGCCUGGCUAGUGGAGAAAAGCUGCAAGUGUAGGGCGAGCCCGUGCCCCGCGACCCUUGGAGUUGGGGCUAUCAAGACGGCCGCUUUGCUGUAAGGAACCUCCACG
Chlamydomonas reinhardtii is the source of this 4467-nucleotide messenger RNA. RefSeq lists its product as uncharacterized. NCBI's taxonomy places the organism in Eukaryota, Viridiplantae, Chlorophyta, Chlorophyceae, Chlamydomonadales, Chlamydomonadaceae. The transcript has 2 exons. Bases 197 to 3652 code for a protein of 1151 amino acids. The record is from RefSeq and is a predicted model, not a curated record.